Messenger RNA from Esox lucius (northern pike), 2229 nucleotides. It is a transcript of the gene eif2b4, whose product is annotated as eukaryotic translation initiation factor 2B, subunit 4 delta. Bases 57 to 1685 code for a protein of 542 amino acids. The transcript is spliced from 13 exons. NCBI's taxonomy places the organism in Eukaryota, Metazoa, Chordata, Actinopteri, Esociformes, Esocidae. The record is from RefSeq and is a predicted model, not a curated record.
AGUUCUGAGUUGAAUGCGUGAAGUUCCUGCCACUUCCUGCUGAAGCUAUCGUAAACAUGGCGGACUGUGGAGAAGCAAAUGGCCCUGAAAGGAAAAAUGAAAUAGUACGCGCAAAGAAUGAAGAGAAGGAGCUGACCAAAGAGGAAAAGCAACGGCUGAGAAAAGAGAAAAAACAGCAGAAGAAACAGAAAGAAAAGAAGGAUGACAAGGGUUCGUCUGAAAAAAGUGGGAGAGAAAAGACUCUUGACCCCUUGUCUGCAUCACAGGUGCUGUCAACACAGUCCCCAACACAGAAAGUGCCUGCCUCAGCACCGAUACCAGUGCCCCCGUCAGGGGCUCCCUCCCACUCCUCAGGGGCUCCCUCCCACUCCUCCUCAGGGGCUCCCUCCCCGGCAGACAAGCCUGCUAAGAGCAAAGCUGAGCUGAAGGCUGAGAGGAGAGCAAGGCAGGAGGCUGACAGGGCCUCUAAACAGCAGGGCUCAUCCAGCAGCAGCAAGACCAAGGCCCCAGCCAGUGACCUCAACCCAGUUGUGAAGAGACUUCCGGAACACGUCCAAGUGGACGACCCUGCAGUGGUGAAAAGACUGGCCAAGAAGUUGGAGAGACAGCAGAUCCCACUGAGGUCAGACUACGGCUACAAAGUCAGCCUGUUCUCACAUCUGCACCAGUACAGCCGCAAAGCCCCUCUCACCCAGCUUCUCAGCAUUCCCUCCUCAGUGAUCCACCCCUCCAUUGUGCGUCUGGGUCUGCAGUACUCCCAGGGGAUCGUGACUGGAUCCAACGCUCGCUCUGUAGCCCUGCUGCAUGCUUUUAAACAGGUUAUUAUGGACUACUCCACACCUCCCAAUGAGGAGCUGUCCAGAGACCUGGUCAACAAGCUAAAGCCCUACAUCAGUUUCCUUAACCAGUGUCGCCCCCUGUCUGCAAGCAUGGGCAACGCUAUAAAGUACAUCAAGAAAGAAAUUUCCAAUAUUCCUAGUCAGUACAAAGAGGAGGAGGCGAAGACCAAGCUGCUGGAGUGUAUAGACAAGUACAUUGAUGAGAAGGUUGUUCUGGCGGCCAAGGCCAUCUCCAAAUAUGCCAUAGAGAAGAUCAGCGACGGAGACGUCAUUCUAGUUUAUGGAUGCUCGUCCCUGGUGAACCACAUACUCUGCGAGGCGUUUGACAAGAACAGGAAGUUCCGCGUGAUUGUCGUGGACAGCCGGCCCAGGCUGGAGGGGAGGGAGGCUCUGAGGCGCCUGGUACAGAUUGGCAUCAGCUGUACCUACGUCCUCAUCUCUGCCCUGUCCUAUGUGCUCCCUGAGGUUUCAAAGGUGUUCCUGGGUGCCCAUGCCCUGCUGGCUAACGGGUACGUAAUGUCCCGCGUGGGGACGUCUCAAAUCGCUCUGGUGGCCCGGGCCUUCAACGUCCCUGUCCUGGUCUGCUGCGAGACCUACAAGUUCUGCGAAAGGGUGCAGACUGACUCUUUUGUGUCCAACGAGCUUGACGACCCUGAUGAGCUGAUGGUGACCCGGAAGGGGAAAACCCAGCUGGAGGACUGGCAUGACCUCAGCACUCUGGGGCUGUUGAACCUGGUCUAUGAUGUCACGCCGCCGGACUUUGUUGACCUGGUCAUCACAGAUCUGGGCAUGAUCCCCUGCACUUCGGUUCCGGUCGUACUUCGGGUCAAAAACGUGGACCAAUGAGGAGAGGGGAGUGAUGCUGGUGACACUGUGGCCCCAAUGGCACUCUAUUCCCUCUGUAGUACACUACCAGGGCCCGGCCACUGUCAAGGGCUCCAGUUGGACCUGCCCUUUUCUGACCUCCAUUUUGGCACAUCACUGAGAAUGUGUAGGCCUGCUAGACACCUGCCCCCAUUCUUAGUAGCUUGCCAGUGAGUAGAAAAGGGCUGUCGGACUGGAAGUCUGGUUCUGGCUCAGUGUUUUUACCUGCUAGGCUGCAUCCAUCGUAUGGUCAGGACCAAGGGUCACAGGUUUCUGUUUUAACACCACUGGAAGACCUGGAGUGUUUUAUUUAGUCCAUCUCAGUUCUGGUCUUUAUUAAAUUCAACACAAUAAAUUCUGAUUUGGGGUAUUCAUCUUCUACCCCUGGUCUCUCCAGGAACAGGGUGGCUGGUCUGGCCUCAAGCAAAAACAGCGUGUCUACUAAACAGCGUGUCUAAUCUGAACACAUUCACUCAGUGCUUUUGGCAUGUAAUAAAUGGAUAUCUCAACUGGUUAAUGCUUUUUA